Setaria italica (foxtail millet) is the source of this 3272-nucleotide messenger RNA. Its product is annotated as pyruvate, phosphate dikinase 2. Gene Ontology annotation, molecular function: pyruvate, phosphate dikinase activity; ATP binding; kinase activity. Gene Ontology annotation, biological process: pyruvate metabolic process; phosphorylation. The record is from RefSeq and is a predicted model, not a curated record. NCBI's taxonomy places the organism in Eukaryota, Viridiplantae, Streptophyta, Magnoliopsida, Poales, Poaceae. The coding region runs from base 171 to 3008 and encodes 945 amino acids. The transcript has 20 exons.
GUGAACCCCGUCGCGCCACCUGACGGUGCGCCACAGGUACGGUACUGUAUAUUCCAACCUGCCGUUCGUCUCCCAUUUCCCGCGAACUCACUUGCCUCGCGCGCUCCCGCCGCACACACCAGACCCUCCUUCCUCAUCAGAGGCAAACACAAGCGCGUGCGAGGGGAAGGAUGGCGUCUGUUUCCAGGGCCGUGUGGAGCCUGCAGAGGCCGGUCUCGAACGGCACGAUGACCAGGGAGGCGCCCUCCGGCCGCCGAUCGGUCGCGGCGCCGAGGUCCCGGCGCGCCAAAGCCGUCGUGGUUCGCUCCGAGUCCGGCUCGGGACGCGGCGAGCAUUGCGCCCCUGCCAGGGCCGUCGCCGACGUCGCGCCGAUUCAGGCGACGAAGAAGAGGGUGUUCCACUUCGGCAAGGGCAAGAGCGAGGGCAACAAGACGAUGAAGGAGCUGCUGGGCGGCAAGGGCGCGAACCUGGCGGAGAUGUCGAGCAUCGGGCUGUCGGUGCCGCCGGGGUUCACGGUGUCGACGGAGGCCUGCCAGCAGUACCAGGAGGCGGGGCGCUCCCUGCCGCAGGGCCUCUGGGACGAGAUCAUCGACGGCCUGGCGUGGGUGGAGGAGGAAAUGGGCGCCCGCCUCGGCGACCCGCAGCGCCCGCUCCUGCUCUCCGUCCGCUCCGGCGCCGCGGUGUCGAUGCCCGGGAUGAUGGACACGGUGCUCAACCUGGGACUCAACGACGAGGUGGCCGCCGGGCUCGGCGCCAAGAGCGGCGAGCGCUUCGCCAACGACUCCUACCGCCGCUUCCUCGACAUGUUCGGCAACGUCGUCAUGGACAUUCCCCACGCACUGUUCGAGGAGAAGCUUGAAGCCAUGAAGGAAGCCAAGGGGGUGAAGAACGACAAUGACCUGACUGCCUCUGACCUCAAAGAGCUGGUGGCUCAGUACAAGGAGGUCUACGUCGAAGCCAAGGGGGAGCCAUUUCCCUCAGAUCCCAAGAAGCAGCUUGAGCUAGCAGUGUUGGCUGUGUUCAACUCGUGGGACAGCCCCAGGGCCAACAAGUACAGGAGCAUUAACCAGAUCACUGGUCUGAAAGGCACUGCUGUGAACGUGCAGUCCAUGGUGUUUGGCAACAUGGGGGACACUUCUGGCACUGGCGUGCUCUUCACUAGGAAUCCUAGCACUGGAGAGAAGAAGCUGUAUGGCGAGUUCCUGGUGAAUGCUCAGGGUGAGGAUGUGGUUGCUGGAAUCAGAACCCCGGAGGAUCUUGAUGCCAUGAAGGCACAGAUGCCGGAUGCUUAUGUAGAGCUCGUUGAGAACUGCAAGAUACUGGAGAGCCACUACAAAGAAAUGAUGGACAUUGAAUUUACCGUUCAGGAAAAUAGGCUCUGGAUGUUACAGUGCAGAUCAGGAAAACGUACAGGCCAAGGGGCGGUAAAGAUUGCUGUGGACAUGGUUAAUGAGGGUCUUGUUGAGCGCCGUCAAGCGAUUAAGAUGGUAGAGCCAGGCCACCUGGACCAGCUUCUCCAUCCUCAGUUUGAGAACCCAUCAGCAUACAAGGAUCAAGUAAUCGCUACAGGCUUACCAGCUUCACCUGGGGCUGCUGUGGGCCAAAUUGUAUUUACUGCAGAGGACGCUGAAGCAUGGCAUGCCCAAGGGAAAGCUGCUAUCCUGGUGAGGACAGAGACCAGCCCAGAGGAUGUUGGUGGCAUGCACGCAGCUGUUGGAAUUCUUACAGCAAGAGGUGGGAUGACCUCUCAUGCUGCUGUGGUAGCACGUGGUUGGGGAAAAUGUUGUGUCUCAGGAUGCUCAAGCGUUCUCGUAAAUGAUGCUGAGAAGUCUGUAGUGAUUGGAGACAAGGUGAUGCAUGAAGGUGAGUGGCUAUCACUGAAUGGAUCUACUGGUGAAGUCAUCGUGGGGAAGCAGCCACUUUCCCCACCAGUCCUCAGUGGUGAUCUGGGAACCUUCAUGUCCUGGGUAGAUGAAGUUAGGCAACUGAAGGUUUUGGCUAAUGCGGAUACCCCUGAGGAUGCACUGACAGCAAGAAACAAUGGGGCAGAAGGAAUUGGACUAUGCCGGACGGAGCACAUGUUCUUUGCUUCGGAUGAGAGGAUUAAGGCUGUGAGGCAGAUGAUUAUGGCUCCCACACUUGAACUGAGGCAGAAGGCACUAGAUCGUCUUUUGCCUUAUCAGAGGUCUGACUUUGAAGGCAUUUUCCGUGCUAUGGAUGGGCUUUCAGUGACUAUUCGGCUUCUGGACCCCCCACUUCAUGAGUUUCUUCCUGACGGGAAUGUUGAAGACAUUGUGCGUGAAUUAUGUUCUGAAACUGGAGCCAAUCAGGAGGAAGCCCUUGCAAGAAUUGAAAGUCUUUCAGAAGUAAAUCCAAUGCUUGGUUUCCGUGGGUGCAGGCUCGGUAUAUCAUAUCCUGAGCUAACAGAAAUGCAAGCCCGUGCCAUCUUUGAAGCUGCUAUAGCGAUGACCAACCAGGGUGUUCAAGUUUUCCCAGAGAUAAUGGUUCCUCUUGUUGGGACACCUCAGGAACUGGGGAAUCAAGUGGCCCUUAUCCGUGAAACUGCUAACAAAGUUUUCGCUGCUCUGGGUAAAACCAUUGACUACAAAAUUGGAACUAUGAUUGAAAUUCCGAGGGCAGCUCUAGUAGCUGAUGAGAUAGCAGAGCAGGCUGAAUUCUUCUCUUUUGGAACGAACGACCUCACACAGAUGACAUUUGGCUACAGCAGGGAUGAUGUGGGGAAGUUUCUUCCCAUUUAUCUGUCUCAGGGUAUCCUCCAACAUGAUCCCUUUGAGGUGCUGGAUCAGAGGGGAGUGGGCGAGCUGGUUAAGUUUGCUACAGAGAGGGGUCGCAAAGCUAGGCCUAACUUGAAGGUGGGCAUCUGUGGAGAACAUGGUGGGGAGCCUUCGUCAGUUGCAUUCUUUGCAAAGUCGGGGCUGGAUUAUGUUUCUUGCUCGCCUUUCAGGGUUCCCAUCGCCAGGCUAGCUGCAGCUCAGGUGCUCGUCUGAGGGCACCGCCUCAUCGGCAACCGGAUCACCUGCUGUUGGUGCGUCUGGUGAAGAAUACUAAUACAAAGCCAUGGAACGGUGGAACUCUGCUGCCUGGCAAAGGCCCGUUGUAUCUUGUAUGAAGUCUCCGUGCGCGUGCGCAUGUAAGACUUAAUGUGUGGUUUUCUGCAUUUUCCCUUGAACUACCAUGGUAAUGUAGUACCAAACAGAGAUGAUGACGAAGAACAAUCGAAUAAAUUAAUUGGCGAUUACCUGUGCUGUCAA